AUGGCCGGGCCAGGGUUUGGGGGCCACCCCGCCGGACCUCUCCUGCUGUUGCUGCUGCUGCCACAGGCCCUGACGGAGGGACCCCUGGUCUUCGUGGCUGUGGUGUUCCGCCAUGGCGACCGGGCCCCGCUGGCCUCCUAUCCCAGUGACCCACACAAGGAGGUUGUAGCCACUCUGUGGCCACGUGGCCUGGGCCAGCUGACUGGGGAGGGGGUCCGCCAGCAGCUGGAGCUGGGCCGCUUCCUGAGGAGCCGCUACGAGGACUUUCUGAGCCCCGAGUACCGACGGGAAGAGGUGUACAUUCGCAGCACAGACUUUGACCGGACGCUGGAGAGCGCUCAGGCCAACCUGGCAGGGCUGUUCCCUGAGGCCGCCCCAGGGCGCUCCGAGGCCACCUGGAGGCCCAUCCCUGUGCACACGGUGCCGGCCACCGAGGACAAGCUGCUGAGGUUCCCUACACGCAGCUGUCCCCGAUACCGUGAGCUGCUGAGGGAGGCCACGGAGGCUGCCGAGUACCAGACCGCGCUAGACGGCUGGACGGACUUCUUGACGCGCCUAGAGAACUUCACGGGGCUGUCGCUGGUCGGGGAGCCGCUCCGCAGGGCGUGGAAGGUUCUGGACACUCUGAUUUGCCAGCAAGCCCACGGUCUUCCCCUCCCAUCCUGGGCCUCCUCGGAUGUCCUGCAGACGCUGGCUCAGAUCACGGCUUUGGAUAUUGGGGCCCACGUGGGCCCACCCCGGGCAGCAGAGAAGGCCCAGCUGUCGGGGGGAAUCCUGCUGGAUGCCAUCCUUGCCAACUUCUCUCGGGUGCAGCGCUUGGGGUUGCCCCUCAAGAUGGUUAUGUAUUCGGCUCACGACAGCACUCUGCUGGCCCUCCAGGGGGCCCUGGGUCUCUAUGACGGGCACACACCGCCUUAUGCCGCCUGCCUCGGCUUUGAGUUCCGGAGGCGCCUGGGGGACCCGGAUGGCGACGCAGGGAAUGUCACCAUCUCCCUCUUCUACCGCAACGAUUCUGCUGGCCUGCCCUUGACCCUCAGCCUCCCCGGGUGCCCGGCCUCCUGCCCGCUGGGCCGCUUCCGCCGGCUGACGGCCCCUGCCCGGCCUCCGGCUCACGGGAUCCCCUGUCACGGUUUCCACGAGCCCGCCACCCCCGCAGCCACCGUGGUGCCCCUCCUGGCUGGGGCUGUGGCCGUGCUGGCGGCCCUCAGUAUGGGGCUGGGCCUGCUGGCCUGGAGACCCAGCUGCUUGCGGGCCUGGGGGGGCCCCGUGUGAGCCAGGAAACCGGGCACCCCUUCCCCCACAGCUGACACUGGAUCCCAACACAUCUGCUCACCCGC
Hippopotamus amphibius kiboko is the source of this 1337-nucleotide messenger RNA. It is a transcript of the gene ACP4, whose product is annotated as acid phosphatase 4. The transcript is spliced from 11 exons. Lineage: Eukaryota; Metazoa; Chordata; Mammalia; Artiodactyla; Hippopotamidae. The record is from RefSeq and is a predicted model, not a curated record. Gene Ontology annotation, cellular component: lysosome; postsynaptic membrane. Gene Ontology annotation, biological process: peptidyl-tyrosine dephosphorylation involved in inactivation of protein kinase activity; regulation of neuronal synaptic plasticity; lysosome organization. Gene Ontology annotation, molecular function: protein tyrosine phosphatase activity; receptor tyrosine kinase binding; acid phosphatase activity. The coding region runs from base 1 to 1272 and encodes 423 amino acids.